Messenger RNA from Bipolaris sorokiniana ND90Pr, 383 nucleotides. RefSeq lists its product as uncharacterized. The transcript has a single exon. Bases 169 to 372 code for a protein of 67 amino acids. The record is from RefSeq and is a predicted model, not a curated record. NCBI's taxonomy places the organism in Eukaryota, Fungi, Ascomycota, Dothideomycetes, Pleosporales, Pleosporaceae.
GCAUGGGGGACGUUUUCUGACGUUGUACUGAUUUCUCAUAAUACGGUAAAAGGGCCCAUGAUGAAUGUUGUUUUGGCGUUGCUACUCUGGGCUUGUUGAAACUCGUCGCUAGGCUUGCCAGGGGGCAAGAUUGUCGCCCGUUGGACGCGAUCCGCCCAGAGGAAGGACAUGAUGAUCCGUCCAUGUAGCGCACAUGAUCUCCCCGGAUCGCCCGUCAAGCAGGAAACAGUGGCGGCGCUGUCGAUGCCGUCAGUCUUGAGCGUAGAUGCAGAUGGGCGGACGAUGCGGAUGUCGUCUGGCAGGAUUUGGCAGUGCUGGUGGCACCCGCGCUCGGCGCCAACCUCCCUCCAAGGGACGCCAACACCGCCGUAAUACUUGGCGCU